CUUCGCUCAACGUUUUUGUUUUAAGGGUCCUGCUGCUGGUAAAACAAGUGAACACAAAAUGGAAAUGGCAGGCCUUACAUUGAGCGUUUUAUGUCUUCUUUUUGCUUCAGCAACAAGCACAGAGUCACCGCCCAGGCAACUGAAUACGGAAAACAUCCUGAUCAACGUGACAGCAGGGACUUUGGCGGAUACAGAGUUACACGAUUCCAACAACUUGCAGAUCAACUUAAAUAUAUCAGUGGGUGACGAACAGGUGCUGGUGAAUGACAUCCCUGUAGAGCUGUCGGGGGUCACCAGGUUCACCUGUCAGGCUCUUCUAUUGGACAGCAUAAACGGGAGCAGCGACUUUGAAUCUGGGGACUUGGUGUCGACCGUUACCCGGGUGAUGGUUAGCCAGAACCGCCUGUACAGCGACUCGGAGGAGGUGGUGGCUCUGCAGGUGUUCAGUGAAGUUAUAGAGAUGGAGGGCAAAGAGGUCCAGCAGCCUGAGAUGUGUGAGGUGAAAAUAUUGAUGAGCCCAGAUUUUCAGAAGCUGGCUCAGUUCACCAAUAUCUACCCCAUCGGACACAGCGAGAUCUUCAGGGUUCCCCGGGAGAACGAUGUUGUCGUCACAGAUCCACCAAAUCGUAGAAAAGACGAAGAACAGCUGAUUUCUCAGACCACCAGCCAGUACUCCCUGAAGCAAACAGAGACCACCCAGGAGGAGAUUGCAGCGCCGGGGAAGCUCCCAGAGACUCCCCUCCGAAUGGACCCCGACCUGCUGUACGAUGUCAGAUAUGAUGAUGAAUUUGAAGAUAGAGAGACGAGCCAGACCGAUCCAAUUCAGAUGGAGUCUCCGCCAAAAGAACUCGUAUCGUCUUACUCUGCCAUGUGUCAGUGGGUGGAGGAGGUGAGAGAGCGUCUGAGGCGCUUUUGCUCUGAGUCACUUCCUCUGUUCUUCCUGGUCAUGUGGGUGGUGGUGAUCGGCGUCGUUGGAUCAGCGGUCAUCGUCAAGAUCUUGGACAUGUUCUUCCCAGCUUGUGAACACAAGCACAUUUUCCACAUAAACCCCGCCACUCUGAUGCCAGAGGAGGAGAAGCACAACCUUCUGGAGAGCAUCGAAAUGGAAGCAGAGGAAGACGAGAAGAAGCCUUGAGUGAGGAUUGACCUCGCAAGCUCCGUUAAUUUUUUUCAGUUUGUUCUUAUUCGUUCUUUCACCGCGGUUACUGUUAUGUCGUUAGCAUGGCCUGGUUUUGAUGGCAGCUUCACUUCUUCCUUUAAAAACAACUUGUAGAAAAAAAGGACGUGUUUUCAGCCACCCGAUUGACCUGAAUGAUUUAGUUGGUGAGUUGCUAGUCGAGGGAAAGGUUUGUAGGAUGUUUCUCCAGUUGGGUCUCUAAUGAUGUCAGCUGUCACAGCACUGUUUCAGGGUUGAGCUGUGGUACGCCCGCACUGCGUGUACCAGCUCGUAGUUUACACGUCAAACUUUUUAAAACGAGACAGAGUUCAAGGCUAGCCACUUUAUUUAAUCACCGCUCUUUUUUCCCUUGCCUUUUAAAGAAACAAAUCCCUUUUAACUGGAAAAUUACCCUAAGUACUUUUUCCUUUACUCACUUUAAACACAUGACACUGCUAUGUGGCGUUCCUUUAGAGAUGGUUAAAAAAACGAUCUCACCUCAAGGUCCUCUUGUAGCCGUUCUUCAUGCAUGAUUACACGUUUUGAACUUUCUGCUUUUGAAGGCGAAGGUCAACUUAUUGAGCAGGCAUCUUCCUUUCUUGCCGAGGGUUUCUCUGCAUUCACACGCUCCUCCUUUUCCAAAUCUGGUGAAUAUGAGCUUCAAGUCAUAACGUGAAAACGACUCGUUCACUACAAGCAACAUGUGUUUUCUUUUCUAUAGCUCAGAAAUAAUCCAGAUUAAUCCAUGCAGACAGCAACGUCUGAACUGUUACAACCUUUGUUUCAAACUAAUUAUAAACAAUAAAAUACUCAAAAUGUAAAAAUGA
Molecule: messenger RNA, 1983 nt
Organism: Labrus bergylta (ballan wrasse)
Lineage: Eukaryota; Metazoa; Chordata; Actinopteri; Labriformes; Labridae
Gene: ginm1
Product: glycoprotein integral membrane 1
Source: RefSeq, a predicted model, not a curated record